Messenger RNA from Rangifer tarandus platyrhynchus (Svalbard reindeer), 456 nucleotides. NCBI's taxonomy places the organism in Eukaryota, Metazoa, Chordata, Mammalia, Artiodactyla, Cervidae. The record is from the annotation of a GenBank genome assembly.
AUGAAGUCCCUUCUGCCCCAGCGGUGCCUGCGCCUAGGAGGAGUCUGGGGGCCUUCCGUGUUGGUGUGGCUUGGGGGGUUUCCGGAACUGCUCACGGGGCCCCCUCGAGGGGGCUUUUUGGGGCAGACGCAUCCUUCCAAACCGGAGAUGAGGGGCAGGGCCCUGGGGUGGGGCAGGCACCGAAUGCAGCAGAGCAGCCAGAGGCGGCUCGUGCACAUGCGCAUGGUGCUCCCCAGAGCACGCGUCACCACGUGCCUCGCCAGGGACAUGGCCUGCCUGUCACGGGGCAGCCCCACACAGCGUGUGCCCAGCGACAGACGUGUGCGUCAGACCACAGCGGACAGCAGCCGCAACAGAUCUGCAAGAAGACAUCAGACUCAGCCCCCAGCAGCUGGGGACGCCGGCCCACCUCACGCCCUGCUCCUCUGGGAAUCAGCUCCCGCCGGAGCCACGUGA